Messenger RNA from Auxenochlorella protothecoides, 153 nucleotides. RefSeq lists its product as hypothetical. NCBI's taxonomy places the organism in Eukaryota, Viridiplantae, Chlorophyta, Trebouxiophyceae, Chlorellales, Chlorellaceae. The coding region runs from base 1 to 153 and encodes 50 amino acids. The record is from RefSeq and is a predicted model, not a curated record. The transcript has a single exon.
AUGUCUGGGUUCAGCCGAAAACCUUAUUGCCUCAUGCCUUCCAGAACUCGCCAGCCCCUGGGACUCCCCACGGCAGUUCUUGCACCGCCAUCUCAUUCCUAUGCGCAGCAAGGGCCGGCCGUACAUGCCAGUGCCACUCACGCACACCUCUGA